Molecule: messenger RNA, 2084 nt
Organism: Diceros bicornis minor
Lineage: Eukaryota; Metazoa; Chordata; Mammalia; Perissodactyla; Rhinocerotidae
Gene: HOXB9
Product: homeobox B9
Exons: 2
Coding region: 1-753 (250 amino acids)
Biological process (GO): anterior/posterior pattern specification; regulation of transcription by RNA polymerase II; embryonic skeletal system morphogenesis
Cellular component (GO): nucleus
Molecular function (GO): RNA polymerase II cis-regulatory region sequence-specific DNA binding; DNA-binding transcription factor activity, RNA polymerase II-specific
Source: RefSeq, a predicted model, not a curated record
AUGUCCAUUUCUGGGACGCUUAGCAGCUAUUAUGUCGACUCGAUCAUAAGUCACGAGAGUGAGGACGCGCCUCCAGCCAAGUUUCCUUCCGGCCAGUACGCGAGCCCCCGGCAGCCGGGCCACGCGGAGCACCUGGAGUUCCCCUCGUGCAGCUUCCAGCCCAAAGCGCCGGUGUUCGGCGCCUCCUGGGCGCCGCUGAGCCCGCACGCGUCCGGAAGCCUGCCAUCCGUCUACCACCCCUACAUCCAGCCCCAGGGCGUCCCGCCGGCCGAGAGCAGGUACCUCCGCACCUGGCUGGAGCCGGCGCCGCGCGGCGAAGCUGCUCCGGGGCAGGGCCAGGCGGCGGUGAAGGCGGAGCCGCUGCUGGGCGCGCCUGGGGAGCUGCUCAAGCAGGGCACGCCCGAGUACAGUUUGGAAACUUCGGCGGGCAGGGAGGCCGUCCUGUCUAAUCAAAGACCCGGCUACGGGGACAAUAAAAUUUGCGAAGGAAGCGAGGACAAAGAGAGGCCGGAUCAAACCAACCCCUCCGCCAACUGGCUGCACGCUCGCUCUUCCCGGAAAAAGCGCUGUCCCUACACCAAAUACCAGACGCUGGAGCUAGAGAAGGAGUUUCUGUUCAAUAUGUACCUCACCAGGGACCGUAGGCACGAAGUGGCCAGACUCCUCAAUCUGAGUGAGAGACAAGUCAAAAUCUGGUUUCAGAACCGGCGGAUGAAAAUGAAGAAAAUGAAUAAGGAACAGGGCAAAGAGUGAAGAUUCCCCCCAGCCCUCCCCCCUUCCCCAUCUCACACUUAUUUAUCAGUGAUGGCUGCAGAGCCAGUGCUGUCUGGGAUGGAUUCAAGUGAAUGGGGAAGGGGGUCUUUCUCUUCCAAGUCCUUUUCUGCACCUAGAGCUGCUCCUUCCCUCUGCCCUUACCUGCCCUUCUCUUCACCCUGGGCCUCAGGAGGAAGUUUUGUUGAUUUAGAAGGUAGACGUAGUUGGUUCUAAGAAGGUGAUGGGCCACAAGGAAAGAGAGACCCUAGUUGAGCCCCUAGCAACCCCUCUAAUUUUUCUGGGAAGCCCCAGCCCCUCACUUCCAGCCUGCCUGUUCCUUCCCCUACGUCUAUCCCAGAGUCAUCCCGGGAUGCCCCAACUGCACGCAGCCCAGCAGACGCCGCAUGCAUAGAGCCUGGAGCCCACAGUAAUAAUGGGGAAAGCUCACAGCCAACACUCAAAUGAGGUGACACCCCAAAUACAGACCAUAGCACCCCAAAUCUGGCAGAACAGCCCACCAUCAGGCAAGCCCAGGUUCUACACCUGAUGCAAAUACAUGGCAAGAAGAUGUCUAGAGACACACUCCUGAAUGAGGCGCUGAGCCCAAGGGGCUCAGCAUCACAGUACUAUCCCCAUGAGUCCCCAACUAUCAGGGGGCAGGGACUCAGGGGAAAGUGGGGUACACUCAGCCCCAAGCUGGUGGGUAGAGAGGGCAAGGAAAGGCAGCGGUGGUCCUCUGAUGGUAUCUUAGGAUUUAUGAAGGUAUUCCACAUACAUAUUUUGUUGCAGGAAAUAUUUUAUUCUGCAUGUUGUUUUCCUCUCCUUCCAACAAAAGGAGGUCAAAUCGUGGGUCGUAAGCUCUGAUCAUGUCCUCCUCCGGCUCAUCUGUGUCCCCCUUGACAGAGACUGUAGCUUCUCCUGCUCUACACUGGCCCUGCAUUCUUCCGCAUCCUCCCCAGCUCUGAAAUCAACUCAGUUCAGCCAAAUCCACCUUGCACCAGCGAGUCAAGCCGCCCCUUGUAGAAAACCCCUCCACCCUCCAUCCCCUGCUAGUUCAACCCAACUACAGGCAAGAAAGCCAGGUCAGGAGAGUCCGAUUGAGAGUUUAUUGUGAAUUGAUUCCGAGCUCCCUUCCGGGGUAAGUUGUGGAGGACAGGGAGGAGCAAAGGCUCCAGCGCGCCGCGCUUGGCGCCUUCCGCCCCAUCCUGCCCAGUCCCGACCCAGGCGGAGGAGCCCCGGCUCGGCGGCUGCCCGCCCCAGCGCAGAACCAGACCGGCCCCCAGCGCCCGGCCUUGCCUCCCGCGACUUGGGCCUGGAUGGCGAUAUGUGCG